Molecule: messenger RNA, 1698 nt
Organism: Drosophila novamexicana
Lineage: Eukaryota; Metazoa; Arthropoda; Insecta; Diptera; Drosophilidae
Product: L-threonine ammonia-lyase
Exons: 5
Coding region: 65-1483 (472 amino acids)
Biological process (GO): L-serine catabolic process; L-threonine catabolic process
Molecular function (GO): L-serine ammonia-lyase activity; threonine deaminase activity
Source: RefSeq, a predicted model, not a curated record
CACUAGUGGCACCACUCAAAUUAAUAAGCCGGAACCGGGAUAACUAAAGCGGAAUAUCGCCAAUAUGUCACAGCCAGGGCAAGGGAAGGGGGAAACGCAGAAUAGUAAGAAUGGCCACGCAGCUAAUAAAGCGAAUGGCGCCUCGGAGAGCAGUAAGUCGGAAAUAGUGGCUCCACCAAGCAUAACGCGACAUGUCUCGUGCGGAGGUGAUGAAAUCGUUGAUCCCUUCUGUGAUCCCAAAAAUCCGCGUCGCAUUUCUUUCCAUGAUGUGACAUCGGCUGCCUUUUUGAUAAAAGGUGGAGUGGAGCGCACCCCGUGUCCAAGGUCCACAUCGUCAGACACAUAUGGCAUGGAUUUAUAUUUGAAAAAGGACUUUUUGCAAUAUACAGGCAGCUUUAAAGAGCGGGGAGCGAGGUAUACACUUCUCUGCCUUUCUGAGGAGCAAAAACGCAUGGGAGUGAUCAGUGCCUCGUUGGGAAAUCAUGCUCUGGCACUGUGCUACCAUGGCUGGAAAUUGUCAAUACCUGUCACCGUGGUGAUGCCAAAAGCAGCUCCUAUUAUGAAAGUACAAAAGUGUCGCAAUUACAAAGCUCGCGUGAUAGUUGAGGGUCAGGAUAUGGGGGAGGCUAAGUCGUUGGCCAUGCGCAUGGCACGAGAACAACAGCUGCUAUAUGUAAAUGGCUAUGAUCACCCGCACAUUAUGGCCGGACAGGGUACCAUUGGCCUAGAGAUUCUGGAGCAGGUGCCCGAGCCAGAUGCAGUUGUGGUGCCGGUGGGCGGUGGCGGACUUAUCGCCGGCAUUGCGACAGCUGUUAAAGCGCUCUCGCCGAACACAAAAAUAAUUGGUGUUGAAUCAGAGAAGUGUGCGAGCUUUACACGUGCAAUGGAACAUAAAGGGCCCAUAAGCACGCCUAUCAAAAACACGUUAGCUGAUGGCUUGGCCGUUCCCAAGGUCGGAGUCAACGCAUACGCCACAGCAUUGCCACUAAUUGACCGAAUGGUUGUGGUGAAAGAGGAGUGGAUAGCGGUGGCCAUCUUACGUUUGGUGGAGGAGGAAAAGUGCGUGGUCGAAGGUGCUGGCGGUGCUGGACUGGCUGCCAUACUUGCUGGCCAUCUGGACGAUCUAAAGGGCAAGAGAGUUGUGGUGCUCCUCUGCGGUGGUAAUAUAGAUACCACAGUCUUUGGGCGUUGCCUGGAGCGUGGGCUGGCAGCUGAGGGUCGUUUGGUCAAGUUCAAUGUGGAGGUCAGUGAUCGUCCUGGAGGCAUAAAUGACCUAUGCGCUCGGCUUGUUCGAGUAGGAGUAUCAAUCAAGGACAUUAUGCAUGAACGAGCCUGGCUACGCGAUAUUUAUACGGUGGAGGUCAAAGUGGUCUGCGAAACGGUGGACUGGGCGCACAGCUUAGAGCUGAAGAACGAGCUUAAGAAAUUCUAUACCAAAGUGGAGUUUUCCGACGUUCCAUUGGCAAUUAACAAAAAGCUUUAGAUAAACUUUUUAUUUAUAAAUAUACUAUUUUCAACAUUUCUUUUUAAAUUUUAUUGCAUAAAAUUUUCAGUGAUGCAAAUAUUUGAGCUUAAACUUAGAGCUUGAAUGUAUAUUAUUAAAGUUGUAAACUUAGUAGAAAUGUAAAUAGCAUUAAAUAAAUAUACAAUUUAAUAAAAAGCCAUUCCAAGAGCCCAUAAAGGAACAGGAAAUAGCAA